Messenger RNA from Tetranychus urticae (two-spotted spider mite), 1118 nucleotides. The record is from RefSeq and is a predicted model, not a curated record. Lineage: Eukaryota; Metazoa; Arthropoda; Arachnida; Trombidiformes; Tetranychidae.
UUUUUUUUUCAGACUAUCCUGGCUAUUCAUCUGAUUGUGUUUAUUAGCAAAAAAAGACUUUAUUGAUGUAACCUGUCUGAGCAAAUUAUUUCAAAUUUAAUAAUUGCUGAUGUUUCCAAUAUAUUUCAUUGUAAAAGCAACUCAAAGAUUGAAGAUAUCGUUUCAUUUGUCAGAAAUCAUGGAUCUUUGAAAGGGAUAAUCAAUGCAUCUAAAGAACGAAUAGAAAAAUAUUGUGAUAAACUCGAAAUGCUAUCAUCCGGUCGCAUUGAGCCAAGCAUUCUACGAAAUCAUUGCUGCUUAAAACAAUUUCACACUUUCAAUUAUUAUCAACAUUUCAAAAGAGAUACUCAUUAUUUCCUGAAUCUUGAAAGACUUCAUAUUUAUAUUAAUGGUGGUUACUACGCUGGUCCAGUAUUGGAAAAGCUUAAAAUACUUGAACUGUGUUUAUUAUACCCUCAUGGUGUUUGUUAUGCUUUCCAGUUAAUGGAUUCAUGUCCAAAUUUACAAAGUGCACAUAUUUUCACGCCUACUAAUCGCUUUUUUGUUGAUGAAACAUUGAAACACGAAUGUCUGCAAGAUUUAGUUUUAUCUUAUGGUGGUCCUUCCUGUCUGGACUGGAAUGAUUUAACACGAUUGUUUAUGAAAUAUCCGAAUCUCAAACAUCUUUCUUUGAGGAAUGUGCGCUACAUAAAAGAUGAACAUAUCGAGCAAUUGGUUCAAAUUUUACCCAAUUUAGUGCUACUUGAUAUUUAAGAUUGUCCAGCAGUCACUCAAAGGGCUGCUGAUUAUGUUGAAGAUUAUUGUAAACGAUAUGGAAGAUUAAUCAAGUUUUACUUCGAAGGAAAUUACCAUGAAAUAGGAACAGAUUGGCCUCAGUUGUCCACUAAACGAGAAAAAAUUAGUCGAGGCUUUGAUUUCAUUAAACAUUGUUUUCACAAAAAUUUUCAUCACCUUCCAUAUUUCUUGAUUCCUGAAUAUCAUUGAAACCACAUAUUCAGAUAUUCAAACCAAGAUAUUUGUUGCUCUUUGGCUUCGGAAACCCAUUCCAAGAGUUUGUAUACAAUCUCUAUUUUUGAAUCACUUUUUUUCAUGAUUUGUUUUUUAGUGAAUAGCAUUUA